UGGUGAAAUCCUCUCUGUAAGGAGGCUAUUGAAGCGCAGUUGACCCUCCCUGCCAGCAGGGAGCGGAAGCGAAGCGACGGUUUCCGCCAGGUCUCGGCGCCAACUUUAACCCCGGAAACGCUUCUCUCUUUCUUUCUACUUCCAUCCCGAGAAGCUAAACACUGAGGCAGACGCCAUGGCGCCACGCAAAGGUAAAGAGAAGAAGGAGGAGCAGGUGAUCAGUUUGGGGCCUCAAGUGGCCGAAGGCGAGAACGUUUUUGGCGUUUGCCACAUCUUUGCCUCCUUCAACGACACCUUCGUGCACGUCACCGACCUCUCCGGGAAGGAGACCAUCUGCCGCGUGACGGGCGGCAUGAAGGUGAAGGCGGACAGGGACGAGUCUUCCCCCUACGCCGCCAUGUUGGCGGCGCAGGACGUGGCGCAGCGCUGCAAGGAGCUGGGCAUCACCGCGCUGCACAUCAAGCUCAGGGCCACCGGGGGGAACCGCACCAAGACGCCAGGACCGGGAGCCCAGUCGGCCCUACGAGCCCUUGCCAGAUCCGGCAUGAAGAUCGGACGCAUCGAGGACGUGACGCCCAUCCCGUCGGACUCCACGCGCAGAAAGGGAGGCCGUCGCGGACGCAGGCUGUAAAAGUGGAUCUAGACCGCAAUAAAGUUGUUCGAAAAGGAA
Corythoichthys intestinalis (scribbled pipefish) is the source of this 670-nucleotide messenger RNA. RefSeq names its product ribosomal protein S14 (gene rps14). Bases 176 to 631 code for a protein of 151 amino acids. Lineage: Eukaryota; Metazoa; Chordata; Actinopteri; Syngnathiformes; Syngnathidae. Gene Ontology annotation, molecular function: structural constituent of ribosome. Gene Ontology annotation, cellular component: cytosolic small ribosomal subunit; ribosome. Gene Ontology annotation, biological process: translation; ribosomal small subunit assembly. The transcript is spliced from 5 exons. The record is from RefSeq and is a predicted model, not a curated record.